UUUACAUACCUCUUGCAUUCGCAAUCCAAGACGAAAUUAAUUGUACUAUUGUUACAAAUUGUUAAUUGUUACAAAGUACUGUAAUUUGAAUAAACACAAUUUUAAUCUAUAGAGAGAUUUUGAAUGAAAAUUAGUAUGGCAUUUCAACAUAUCUUAUUAAAUGUUGGACUAAUAUUAAUACUAAUAAUUAUACUAUCUACUGUAAAAUUGACGAAAAAUGAGACUGAAAUGAAUUACACUUAUUUAAAACCUUUACAUUAUAAUGUAAAAAUAAAAUUUGACGUAUUCAGCAAUGUCUUUUCUGCGAAAUGCAAUAUUAUUAUCCAGAUUAAUCGUCCAACGAAAAAUAUAACUAUGUUGAGUUCAAAGAUUUUUGGUAUAGCAAAAAUUGACUUGAUUAACAACAAUGAUAAUCAAACAAUCAACAUCCAGAAAAUUUCAUUUAUCAAUAAAACGUACAUUUAUUUUGAUUUUACCCAGUCAUCAGACGAUUUAUUAUCUCCUGGUACGUAUAUCUUAAAAAUGAUUUAUGUCAGUAACAUAUUAGAUGUCGGAGACACUCUCGAUCUUUUCCAGAUCAAAGAAAAAGACAAAAUAUUUGACAACGGCUUUAAAGUAAUAAAAGCAGGAGAAUUAUUUCCAUCUUGGGACAAUGCGAUAUUUAAAUCAACUUUUAACAUUUCUAUCUGGCAUCAUAAAAAUUACACAUUUCUAUCGAAUAUGCCGAUAAAAAAACAAGUUGAGGAUAUGGAUAACAUGCUGUGGACUCAUUUUGACAUAUCACCUCUAAUGUCUGCUGAACAUUUAACAAUUGUGAUGAUCACAUUCACUAAUUUCUUCGCUCCUAUUAGAAAUGUCAAAAUUUGGUAUAGAAAAGAGAUGAUAGACCAGUUGCGACUUGCAGAAGACGUUGUCUAUGAAGUCAUGCAGUAUUUGGUACAAAAAAAUAUAAGAAAAAUAUCAAAAAUAGAUUACGUUGUAACGAAGGAUUUUGAAUACAGUAACGUAAAGACAUUGGAACUCAUUCUAUUAAGGGAAGAAGAUAUUAUUUAUAAUUAUACUUUAGAUGACAUUGCCCGCAAAAUAAAAGUGGCGAACUUAGUAACACGUGAAACAAUAUCUAAGUGGUACGAUGAUGUGCUUCUGUUGUCCAAUGAAGGAUUUAUUACGUUUCUUACAGCGCAUAUUUUGGAUCAGACUCUUUUAUAUUAUCGCAUGAUGGACUUAUUUGUCGUUCAAACCCAACAGGAAUCCCUACGUUUCGAUACUCUUUUUACAAAUUCUCUACCAUUUAAAAGAUCCCGUUAUAAUAUCAAAUCAUCCAUUGUAUGGCGCAUGUUAUAUCAUCUAAUGUCUGAUCAUGUGUUUUGGAACGGUAUCAACACGUAUGUAAACAUAAAAUAUAAUCAGACAAACGUGACAGAUACUAACAAUUUAUCUACUAGUGUACCAUUUUGGACCGCUAUGGCAAGUGCCCUAAAUGUAACGAAUAACACAAUAAGCUUUAAUAUUAAAGAUAUAAUCGAUGCUUGGUUAACGGAAGAAUAUUAUCCUGUAUUGUAUUUGACACAAGAUUUUUCCAUUAACUUGGCAUCGAUCUCAUUUAUUAAUUUCAAUCGUACAUUACUUCCUGGCAUGAAAGAAUAUCGAGUACGUGUGACAUAUACGACAAAAUCACUCAUGAACUUUAAGAUACCUAAUACGAAAGAAUUUACAUCACAUUUCUACGAUAUGUAUUGGACUAACAAAAAUGAUUGGAUAAUAGUCAAUUUACAACAAGCUGGGUACUAUCGCGUCAAUUAUAAUUCGGAUAACUGGCAAAAACUUGCACAUCAUUUGUACUUUGUAAAUUACGCCGAUAUUCAUGUCCUUAAUCGAGCCCAAAUCAUCGAUGACGCGUUUUAUUUUUUGACGCAAAGACAACUCAAUUUCGUUUUGUUUUGGAACAUUACAAAGUUUCUGUUUGAAGACGCAGACUAUGUAGCAUGGUAUCCUAUGAUUAAAGCUGUUGAGUACAUGAUGUGUACGUGGCCAAUUAAAAAUACUACAGCUGUAAAGAUGAAACUUACAAGAAGGUUUGAUAGACUUCUGCUAAAUAUAGGAUACAUGGACAAAUUAAAUUUCGAAAAUGAUUUUACUAAAAUUUUAAGAGAAGAAGCGAUAAAAUGGGCAUGUAUUCUCGAUGUUCCAAGAUGUAGAGAAACAGCAAUCUUUCAAUUAGGAGAACAUCUUGAAAGUUCUGUUCAAGACAAACUUUUGAAACGGAAAGAAUGGAUAUACUGUAAAGGUUUAAUGGCAGCAAACUUCAAUAUUUGGCACAAAGUGUGGAAUAGAUGGAAUGCAACAUCCGAUAAUACAAUUUUAGAAUAUUUAACUUGCUCUACAAAUACUGAUAUUAUUAAAAUUUAUUUGGAAUUAAUAUCGAAAAAUAAAUUUGAUAUUAGAGUAUCAAACAGUGAAACGAGUGCUAUUUUUCUCCUUAUUGUUGCAAAACAUGCAAAAAGAGAUGCAGUGCUCGAGUUUAUAUUCGGCCUUUUGAAAUUCAAGAUGAAAGGGGAAGCAGUUAAGCAGAUUGCAACAUUAAUUGUUAUUAUAACGCACCAGCAUGAUGCAAAACAAUUCAAACAGGUACAUGAUUUCGUUAAAAAUAAACUUAUGAACGAAAAGCAACUAAGUUUCAUAGUUGAUGCUGUCAAACAAAAAAUAGAGAAACGAAAAAUGGAACAGCGUAGACGUGUCAGAAAUUUUGGGCUUUUGAAGUGAAACAUAUAAACAUAAUGCAAUAUAAAAAGCCAAGCACUUGAAUUGAUAGAAGAAAAUAAUUUUACUUGU
This is a messenger RNA of Linepithema humile (Argentine ant), 2832 nucleotides long. The record is from RefSeq and is a predicted model, not a curated record. NCBI's taxonomy places the organism in Eukaryota, Metazoa, Arthropoda, Insecta, Hymenoptera, Formicidae.